This is a messenger RNA of Haliotis rubra (blacklip abalone), 2351 nucleotides long. RefSeq lists its product as uncharacterized. NCBI's taxonomy places the organism in Eukaryota, Metazoa, Mollusca, Gastropoda, Lepetellida, Haliotidae. Gene Ontology annotation, biological process: DNA repair. Gene Ontology annotation, molecular function: ATP-dependent polydeoxyribonucleotide 5'-hydroxyl-kinase activity; double-stranded DNA binding; polynucleotide 3'-phosphatase activity. The transcript is spliced from 8 exons. Gene Ontology annotation, cellular component: nucleus. The coding region runs from base 30 to 1358 and encodes 442 amino acids. The record is from RefSeq and is a predicted model, not a curated record.
UCCCGGCACGCCAGGGUUGGCCAAUAUAAAUGACGGGUGCGCGAUUUUACCAGGUAGUCCGUUAUCAUAUCUGUGGACAGGUCUCAUUGUGCAAGCCGCUGAAUAUGUCUGCUCGCAGCCAAAACCUCAAACGAAAAGCAGUUGCUGACACGAAAGCAAGGGCUAAAAAGGCGAAAGGGGAGACUGAUUUGCCGAAUAAUAUGAAAUGGACCCAGGCAGGAAAAGAGCUGAAAGGGGUGUGUCCCGUGAUACUGUUGAGCUCGGAUACUCUAGAAGGGAGGGAGAAGGUUGCCGGAUUUGACAUCGAUUUCACCGUCAUACGAACGGCAAGUGGGCGGAAAUUUGCAACGGGUGCUAAGGACUGGGAGUUCUGGGAUGAAAGUGUCCCGGCAAAGAUGAAGGAACUUGAUGAAGAUGGGUUUCGAGUUGUCUUCUUCACAAACCAGGCAGGGAUUGAGAAAAUGAAAGUGAAACCAGCUGAAAUCAAGGAUAAGAUUGAAGCCAUUAUCACGGCACUAGACAUCCCUGUGCUGGCGUUCAUCUGUACAGGAAACAACCACUUCCGGAAACCAAGCACCGGGAUGUGGGACUACUUUGUGGAGAACUGCAAUGGUGGGGUGGAGGUAGACCUCGAGGAGAGUGUGUAUGUUGGGGAUGCUGCUGGCAGGGCCAAGAACUGGGCACCAGGCAAACCCAAAGAUUUCUCCUGUAGUGACCGCAUGUUUGCAGCCAACAUUGGGAUCAACUUCAAAACCCCAGAGGAGUUCUUCUUGAAUGAGAAGCCAGCCAAGUUUGAAUGGGGAUCCCUGAACCCUGUAGAGUAUCUGAAAAGUGCACCAAAAGCUGGUAAAAAGACCUACCACAGUAAUUCUCAGGAGGUGGUUCUAAUGGUGGGUCCCCCGGCUUGUGGAAAGAGCACAUUGAGGAAACAGUACCUGGAGAAAAAUGGCUACGUUACUGUCAACAGGGACACCAUGGGCACUGUGGAGAAGUGUAUCAAGGCAGCAAAGGAGGCUCUGAGUUCGGGGAAAAGUGUCGUCGUUGACAACACAAACCCAUCAGUAGAUGCCAGAUCAAGAUUUAUUGCCCUUGCAGAAGAUGAAGGAAUCCCGUGUCGAUGCUUUUGGAUGCAGACCUCCCCUGAGGUGUACAACCACUUGAACUUGGUCAGACAGAACCAGACCAACGGAGAAGUGAGAAGGAUUCCAGGUGUGGGAUAUGCAGUCUUCAAGAAAAACUUUCAGGCACCAACAAAAGAUGAAGGAUUUUCUGAAAUUCUCAAAAUUGACUUUGUUCCCCAUUUUAACAACAAGCGUGAUGAGGCCUUAUUCAAACAGUGGACGACUGGAGGUCACUAGACGAGCUAGGCUUACAGCUGGCAGCUGCCUUCAUGUGUUCACCUUACAAACCAUUUCAAGAUAUUAUUGUUUUGGUGAAAGUAGAAUAAUUGUAUUUGUCUGUCUGUUUUUGGUCAGGGAGUAUCCUUCCUUUGUUUAUAGUAAUUUGAGAGUGAGGCUGAGAGAAUGAAUGAGCGAGAGCCGAAAUUGAAAGAUUGUUUUUACUUUAGAGUGAUCUCCCUUGAUUGACUACAGUGUGUGUUGUUCAUUUAUAUACAUUUGAUGUGUGUGCUCGAUGAAUCAGUUUGGACUUGAACAUUUUGUUCAUGAAUGUAGAGCAGCUAUUAGUGAAAACAAUUUUGAAUACACUGUUUGAAACAAUUUUGAAUACACAAGUUCUUGAAAUAGAUAAAUGUACCAACUUGAUACAAGCUUAGUGCCCCUGUUUGACAAAAGAUUGUUUUCCCACACCAGAAGGUAACAAUAUCUGAGUUAAGUCAGAUAUGAAUAUCAAGUUAAAGAUGUGUAGGUUUACAAGGUAUAUUAACAAAUAGUGUGUUGUCCAGUAGUGUUGGUCAGCCUUUGUCAUGUUUCAAAUUUACAGUUGAUAACAGUGUAGCAGUGUUGACAUGGAGGACUAUUGGAUGGUACUGUUUCCUGAACUUCUUUAUGUAGUUUUAUGUAUAACUUAGACUGGUUCCUACUAACGUCCAUCACAAAUGUAGCUGGCAUCACACAGUGCUCAUUAACUUGCAUAAUUUCAUUGUAGGGGUAGUUUACUGUUGUUUUUCUUAGAAAAGACACAUGCAUUUAACUACUUUGAAGCUUUCAACAUCAUUCCAGUUCACCAAUGUGUACAUUGAUAUAUUUUUAGUAUUUUAAAAUGUAUACUUUUUAAAUUGUUUUAUUUUUUUAUGGGCAAAACCCUGGUAUUUUGGGAGUGCCCAAUUUAACAAUAUACAGGAUGUGCUAAUCGUGUUUGCAAUGUUGAAUAAUAAAUUGUCUUGAUUGAUA